Messenger RNA from Penicillium maclennaniae, 1989 nucleotides. Its product is annotated as fungal specific transcription factor domain-containing protein. Bases 1 to 1989 code for a protein of 662 amino acids. The record is from RefSeq and is a predicted model, not a curated record. Gene Ontology annotation, molecular function: sequence-specific DNA binding; zinc ion binding. Gene Ontology annotation, biological process: DNA-templated transcription; positive regulation of transcription by RNA polymerase II. Gene Ontology annotation, cellular component: nucleus. The transcript is spliced from 9 exons. NCBI's taxonomy places the organism in Eukaryota, Fungi, Ascomycota, Eurotiomycetes, Eurotiales, Aspergillaceae.
AUGCCUGCGACAGCAAACAAAGGGAAAGCUAAGAAAUGUCUGAAGGCUGCUCUGGAUCGGACCCCUGCACAAGAUGCGCCCGCAAGAAGCAACGUUGCCAUUUUCCCUCCCGAGGAUGUACGAGUCUCGGUCUCGGAGCGCUAUCUACGACAGCUUGAGGAACAUUUAAAUCAAAGCAACGGCUUCCCUCGCACAAGUGGUUCGAGGCAUAGACCUCUGAGUGGACCCUCAGAUGUUGGACGCGAUAUCAAUUUGACAACCACAAAUGCAACAUCGUAUCUUUUGCAUGAUCAACCUGAAGCCCAUUUGGGAGAUAUCACCAACGAAACUCCGCAUCAGCAGCGAGAGCGUUCUGGCAGCGAUCUCGACAUCGAAGAAGAACGCAGGUCACGAUUCUCAAGAAAUCCUCUCGUGGAUAGGGAUCCUUCCUUUGCGCAGACACCGGACGGCCGCUUCUACCCAUGGCACUUAGAUGGAAUGGCAUUUAAGCUCCAAUGGAAGCCUAUGCACUCUGACGAAGUUCCUGAUGUGGCCAAUUUACCACCAUUGGAUUAUGCAUUGUUUCUUUUCAAUACUGUCAAGUUCUACUUUGGCUUUCUUUCAUUCAUGAUUGAUGAGGAUGCUUACCUUCGAAACCUACAUGAGUUCUACAAAGACCCUGCAGCGAAAGCGGCCACUUCGCGUUAUUGGUACGCUCAGUAUCUUCUCGUUCUGGCCUUCGGAAAGGCGUUUCUGACUCAAAAGAACGCCUCCGGGGCUCCCCCGGGUCACCAAUAUGCCUCAAGAGCAAUGGCUCUUUUACCGGACUUGUCUGGUAUGCACGAAGACCCAUUGACCUGCAUCCAGGCGCUGAGCCUGGGGGCAGUCUAUCUUCAGUCUAUUGACAUGAGACGGGCUGCAUUCCAGCACAUCGGACAAGCUUUGCGUGGUUGUAUAAUAGAAGGUAUUCAUAGACAUGUUCCAGAAGAAUUGGGCGGACCGGAGCUCUCCCGUCGCUGCAGAACCAUAUUUUGGGUGGUCUAUAUGUUAGACAGGGAAUUCUCUGCGCUCAUGGGCGCACCGAGCUCGAUCAGAGAUGAAGAUAUCACAGUCAGAUUACCAGCAGAGGUCGAACAUUCAGUUGAGCAUAUCAAUUUGACGCUGCAUGUCCGUCUAUCGCGUUUAAUGGCUGAAAUCUUGGCAAAUGUCUACGGAGUUGGCGACGAAUUCAACGGGUCGCUCGUCCGAAACAUGCAAUCCAUACUUCAUAGCAUGGCAGAGCUAUCUCAUGACCUGACAGCAUUCUUGAAUACACACUUCCACGGGCUGAUCAGUCGAGCCUCCAAGAUGGCGAUUCGACUGAUGCUGGCCCAUCACCAUUGUGUGGUUCUGACAACAAGACCACUGGUGAUGUGCGCUCUCCAUAUGCACAUUGAACGCACCGAGAGACGCGCAUCCAAAACAAUAUCACUUUCUCCACCCGUCGCUUCGCUCUUACAAUGUUGUGCCGAUUCCGCCCAGACUAUUCUCCAAACACUACAAACAUUAGCCGAUGACGAUCUCAUAGAUGCGUUCCUACCUUUCCAGAUUGAAGAUGCAUCAUCAUCUGCCUUCGUGCUCUACUUGCUUCGCGCAAUUUCCCCUGAGCUCAUCCAUAGUAACAACUGGUGUGAAAAUCUCAACAGUGUGCUGGAUAAGCUAAUUUCAAAGGGAAAUCUGGCAGCGCCACUUCGAAAGCAGGAGCUAAAGCAGUUGGAACAAAUCCUGGCACCUUUAACUCCUAAUCUCUCAAUCUCUUUGCCUCCAGUGAAUUUUGAUGAAGCCCCAGAUGAGGGUGAGGAGGUCUAUGAUCUGGACCAUGUUGGCGUCGGCGACGAAUUUGAGUGGGACUUGCUGGGUUUAAACUCUUCUGUUAGCCUUCCGCCGAGAGAAUUGCUUGAUCUUGCGGAUCAGCUAGACGUGGAAAGCAUCAUGCAAUCCGUGAAUUGUGUAGUCGAAUCGAGCAAUUGA